GCGUCGUUCUCAUGAGAAAGAGUUUAUUAAUUGACAAGAUUAGCCUUCAAAUUAUCGUUUGUAUUUAUGUGGACCACGAUUCAGGAGCUAGAGAUGCUCUAAGUCGAUUACUUAAGUUAGGGUCCCUGUCUCAACGCGAUCGUAUUAUCUUCCCUAUGCUAGCCGAUUACGAGCGAAUAGUAGGCAAGCUAGGCAGAAAUCAAGAACCCAUCUACGACACAGUAGCUCCCGAUAACUUAGCAAAAAUCCCAAUUCCAGAAAAUAAUAUGGCAGGGAAUGAUAAAAGACCCUUUGCGAAACCCGAAAGCUAUGGGGGUACAAAGAGUGAAGACUUCAACGAGUGGUUGAAAACCUUCAAUAGGGCAGCAAAAAUAAAUAAGUGGGAUGAGGAUGAUAAAAUCUUGUAUUUACCCCUCUACCUCAAGAAAACAGCAUUGGCAAUUUUCGACAUAUUUUCGGAUAAAAAUGAAAACGCGACAUUUCUUGAUGCAGUAGGCCACUUAAAAAGUAAACUUGUAGACCCUGUUCAUGAAGAGACAACCAGACAAAAACUCGAAAACAGAAACAAAUUACCAACAGAAACAUACACAGAAUACACAGCAGAUAUAAUAAAACUUUGUCACAUUCUUGAGCCUCAAAUGUCAGAGAAAAGAAUAGUAGGAUAUGUUUUGAGAGGCUUAGACGUAGGAGCAUUGCAACAUGUUGCUUUCAUGGACAAUGCAUCAGUUGAAGAUUUAGAGAAAAAUCUCGCCAAAUAUGAAAGAUCUCGCUUCCUUCUAGACAAAAAGUUAGGAAUGCAUAAUGCUUCAAUCGAACAGCCUGUCCAAAAAAUAAAUGUAGUAGAUACUUUAGAGAAGAAAUUGAACGAUCUGAGUAUUGUGGUGAAAAAUUUGAGUAGAAAUGUAGGUCAAUCACAAAAUCCCAAUCCUAAUAGACAGUUUGGAAAUAGGAGCGGAAACUUUUCCCCACACGAAACAAAUCAGAACAACUUCCAAAGACAACCUUAUUCAAACAAUAAUAAUUACAAUGAUCGCGACAGAAACACACAAUCACAUAAUCCUAAUCCUAAUAGACAGUUUGGAAAUAGGAGCGGAAACGUCUUCCCACACGAAACAAAUCAGAACAAUUUCCAAAGACAACCUUAUACAAACAAUAAUUACACACAAUCAACAUCAGUCAAUUACAGGACACCAAUCAACCCUAAUAGGACUAGAUUCUGUACAUACUGUAAGAGGAAUAAUCACUGGAAAGACGAUUGUUUUUUCUUAUCAAAAAACUCGAAUACAGGAUCCCGAGCCUAGACGAAUCGGAUAUGAACUUGGGAUCCGGAUUUGAAAAA
This is a messenger RNA of Nilaparvata lugens (brown planthopper), 1339 nucleotides long. RefSeq names its product probable serine/threonine-protein kinase DDB_G0276461. Lineage: Eukaryota; Metazoa; Arthropoda; Insecta; Hemiptera; Delphacidae. The record is from RefSeq and is a predicted model, not a curated record. Bases 12 to 1301 code for a protein of 429 amino acids. The transcript is spliced from 2 exons.